Priceomyces carsonii is the source of this 1020-nucleotide messenger RNA. RefSeq lists its product as uncharacterized. Gene Ontology annotation, molecular function: proteasome binding. The record is from RefSeq and is a predicted model, not a curated record. Gene Ontology annotation, cellular component: nucleus; nuclear membrane. Gene Ontology annotation, biological process: proteasome localization; nuclear protein quality control by the ubiquitin-proteasome system. Lineage: Eukaryota; Fungi; Ascomycota; Pichiomycetes; Serinales; Debaryomycetaceae. The transcript has a single exon. Bases 1 to 1020 code for a protein of 339 amino acids.
AUGUCAGCAGGUUUUGAGUGGGGCGUAACUCAUCAAACAGAACUAAGCAACGAGGUGGCCACGAUUACACUGAAUGAAGGGAUAACCAUUCCCUCUCGUUCUUCAUUAAACAUAAAGGCGAUGCAUAAUAACCACAACCUUAUCAAUUCACAAAGUUUGGGGAGGAAGAGGAAGCACUUCGAAGAUGAUAUGAGAGUACAUAAACCUUCAAACAUGUCCUCCAGAAAGAUACAAUCACCUAUUUCAGGAAGGACUAAAAAGUCGAAAACCCCUAAAAUUUUAGGACAACCUUUACCUUUGAACAGAUUAGUGGAAGUUCUAGAUCACAAAUCUUUACAAAAUUUGUUACAUAACUUGAUACAGAUUCACCCUGAAGUUUCCGGGACUGUCGACAAACUAUGCCCCAAACCAACAAUGUCAAGCUCACUUGCACUACUUAAAGAAAAAUUUGACAACAUAAUUAGCCACUUACCAUACAAAUGUGACAUAGAGAGUGAUUAUUCUUAUCUUAGGGUUAAAGGAUACUUGAAUGAGUUUCUCAAUUACCUUUCAGAUUUCAUUUUGAAUUACUUACCACCAAAUGAGACUAAUAUAGUAAAAUCCUUGACUUUCAUGGAUCUGGUGACUGGUAUGAUUCAUAAAUUACCUAAUUUUUCUAAUACUGAAUUUCAAUAUACCAAAUCAAUGGCCUAUGACCAGUUGUCUAAUACUUGGCUAAUCGCUUUGAGCCAAAAUAAACAAUGCUUAGAUGAUCAGUCUGUUGGAGAGAAUGGUUCAGAAACUGAUAUUUCAACCAGCUUAGUUAAAAUUCUCAAUGAAUUGGAAAUUGAGGAAAAGUUACAUAAACAUAAUGACCUCUCAAUGGGAAGAUUCAAUGUUGCUCUCGAUUUUGUUAAGUCUGAGAUGGAAAAUUUUGAAGUUCUUAAUCGUACUUUAAUCAACAAUGGUCAAAGCCUGAUUAACGAUCUCAUCACAAUUGACUAUUCCAAAUUUUCUAUUGCAGCCAAAACAUCUCAUUAG